ACAGAUGGUAGUUGGUGGCGAAGAGGCGCAAGGAUGUAAAACACAUCUACCGUUUAUUAAAACUAAUGAGCGAAGUCGCCACGCACGUCUGUCCGCGAAGUUGAGCGAUCUUUUUCUGAGGAAGCAGCCAAUCACUGGAACAAAACACUGCUCAAGUUACUGGAUGUCGGAGUCAGUGCCAGAGUUUUGGCGCGCCUGUACGUAACCGGGAGGACUCGGUCAUUAUCGGUGGUAUGACAAAGACAUCUUGUCUCUUCUUCGGUUUCUUCUUCAGGAUGGAGAUGUGCACACAUGUUUUCCAGAUCUCUGGGAUAAAGAUCCACGAUAAGAAGAGAGUUUUGGUCCAGGGGAUCCAGCAGCUGGGCGGAAAAUACAUAGGUGGCUCAGUCUAUCAGUAUGCCAGCACCCACCUCAUAAUCCCCCAGGUUUUGUCCUGCGAAAAGUUUUUGGCAGCCUGUGCUGCAGGAAAGUGGGUUGUGACUCCAGACUAUGUGUUGGACAGUGUUAAGAAUGGUUCCUGGCUUGCAGAGGGACCCUAUGAGGUGGCCAUUUCCACAGGUGCCAAGUCUGCCUUCUACCCUGUCAGGCAGUGGAGGGAGAAGGUGGCCAGUGGGAGACUAACGGGGGCCUUCCAAGGGUGGAGGGUUCUCCUCAUGGUCCAAGAGCCCAGCCGCAGAGAGAUGUUCAUACGGCUGCUAAACGCAGGCAGGGCCAAGGUUUACCACAUCCCUCCUCCCUCUCAUGUCUCCAUCACUCAUGUCAUGGCUAAACCCGUCACAGAGAACUCAAAAUCCUACAAUGCUCCUUGCUACCCUGUGAGCCAUAUUGUCCAGCACCUUUUUGGGAGGAAUUGCGUGGAUAUGAAUUUCAUUGUAACGGAUCAUCAUCCAGCAGAGAUGAAGAAUGCCAACUUUGUUGAUGUUGACUUCUCUAAUCUGGAGACAGAGCUCAGGGACUAUGUCGUCAAAAAGGAGGGCCGGCCGAGAAUUUGCUUCCUUGAAUUUCUGGGUUACCAUGACCCUUACCGUCCACAGUUGCAGGCGACAGAAACAGAUUUUAGCAAUAUUGGUAGUAUGAUAGAGUGUGGUCUCUUCACUGAAGCCUUGGACUCAGUCAGAAGUGCUGUGUUCCCAGGUCUGCUGCCACCAGUGCCAUACCUGAUCUCCCUCUUAGAUUAUGCACAGCAGGGUAACGCCACAGCCGUCUUCCUAAGAAAUUUCCAGCAGGUCAUGCAUAACCUGCUCAUUACCAACCCUCCCUGGCUCGCUCCCAGCUCAGUGAAAAAGUAUUUCACCCAGCUGUUGCAGUGUCCUCGGUGUAAAAUGGGCCUUUGGCCUUUUCUAGAGUCAGCCAUCAGUUACUGCCUGUCCAGUGAGGUCACUUGUCACCCCCUCCCUGGACCUGCCCUGCCAACGCUGAUACGUUUCCAUCGUGACCUCGUGGCAUUUUUCCUCAGGCUCUUCCAGGGGGAGCUUCACUCCGUCACCACAGGGGAUUUUAUGCUCCUUAAGGGAACAAGAAUCUCUCAGGCAUCAUCGUCAGGAUCUUUGCUGUAUGUAACCUUCUGGACUGUGUGGGAGCGUUCCACCCUGCUGUCUCGAGCUGUGAAACGACUAACCCAGCUCUUGGUACAGGCCGCCGUUGAGGACUACGCUGAGAGAGAUGAGAAGCAGAGGCUGCAUUUGGCGGACACCCUGCUGGACCUCCUGUCUGUGUUGGUGGAGUUCUGGUGUCAGCAGCACUUCAAACUGAACCAGAACCUGGUGGAAAAGGGCCUGAAAGACCUAGCAGAACAGUUUGCUGUUAUUAGCCAGGAUGUGUCUCCAGUGGUUCUGUCAGAGCUGGUUGUCAGGGUUUCCUCUACCAGACUUAAGUUGGUGAUGGCGGAUGCUAUAUUCAGGAAUCUCUGUUGCAGAAAUGGAAUCACUGUGGGAGAUGAACCCCUCUCUCUCAAGAAAAUGGUGCUGUCCUACCUGCCUGCUCUGGGACGUUUAGCUCGAAGUCCCAGCGAUGCUCGCCUCAGGACUGGACCCACCUCCCACGGCUGCACUAGCCAGGAGACUGGCUGCGGAACCCAGGGCUCUUUGGUGAAUGAAACAAGCCUGGAGAAAGAGAACAUCCCCAGAGGUUUGAACAGAGUCAACGCAGCAGGAGAGACCCUCCUCCACAGAGCUUGCAAGAGGAACCAAGUGGAAACAGUGCUUCAGAUUCUGGCGCUUCCUGGCACGGACGUCAACGUUAAAGAUCAUGCAGGCUGGACGCCCCUGCAUGAAGCAUGUAACCAUGGUAGCACUGCAUGUGUGGAGGCUUUGCUACGUCACCACCCCACCCCUGUGCUUAAUAACCAGGUGGAUGGAGUCAGUCCACUUCACGAUGCUCUGCUUAAUGGACACAUGGACAUUGCCAAAAUGCUACUGGAGCGUGCAGGCUCAGUUCUCCUGCAGCAGACUGAUGGAGACAGGCGGACCGCACUGGAUCUGGUUUCUACAACAAGUCAGAGGGAGGAGCUCCUCCACAGUGCACAGGUUGGAGAUUCGGCCCUAAGAAACAAAGUGACUGAAGUCUUGAACCUUCCCCUUCUGGAGGCUGGAUCCUCUCUGCUGGCCCACCUAAUUUUCUCCUACCAGCAGGAGAGGGGCCUGUCAGGUCUCAAGCAACCCAAUGACAAGGCCCACAGCCUGGGCUACAGGCUGGUCAGGGCCCUAGAGACACACUCCUUCCAAAAGGUGUCUUUGGGAUGGACAGACCAGCGGGUAGUGAGGUUGGUGGAAGAUGCACACACACUGUUGGAGCUCAGCAGAGGGAGGUACCUGGGGCAGGUGUCCCAGGCUGUGAAAGAGUGCAAAGGACAGAACACACAGUUCCUAAUGGAGAUACUGGAGGAUCUAAAGUCUCGGCGAGAAGCGCUAGUGGUUGAUCUGUGACACUGGCUCAACAGACAAUACACUGAAAAAUACUUAAUUGCACAACCUGUGAUUGAAAUCUUAACAAAGCGGCAUCAGUUCCCGAUAUAUGCAGCUAUUAAUUCAUACAAUCCACCAAGGCCGCAAAAUAUCUACACUGGCCACGGACAUGUUCUGGCUUUCACUGAAUAUGUGCCUCCAAAAUAACGUGGCAUUCUCCUGUCUUCCCAUUCAGGUAGUUGGGUAAGAAUGUGAUAGUAUGGUUUGGUUAUAUUAUGCUACCUUGUUUUUAAAAUGUUUUAUACUUUGCAAAUAUUUCUGCAAUAGAAAAAUGUAUUUAUGUUGUUUUCAUUAGAAGGUUUUGAUAGUAACACUAAUAUUUCUGUGUAGACUGUUACUACCUCAUGUAUAUUUUUCUUAAUGUUUAAAGAUAAAAUUGUUUUUCACAUGUUAACUAUUAACUAUUAUUUGUUACAAAAUAAAUGAACGUAAAUUAGUUGACUGCUACACUCCCAUGCUAUCAUGUCUAGUAUUUUAUAAGCAGAAAGUCAGAGGAAAAUGGCUACUGCAGUUGUAGUCUGAGAGGUGCUCUGACAGAUGGAGAGGCUUUAUGUGGGGACGACAGUGGAAAAGUAGGACCAGCUCUCACAGAGGUCAUCCUGGUUUGAGAUACUUGAGGCACUGAUGUGAACCCAGGGUCUCAGCCACACAGACAGUAGUGAGGAAGGAGCCACUUCCUGAAGCUGAACAUGAAUGAGGGGAUUAGAUCUGCGUGUCGGGGUGGGUCAAGUGGGCAAUGGAGCAACGCAGGUGAGGGGGAGGGAUUUGAACCUAAAAUUGUGAGCGUAGUUGAUUUCUGAGGUGGAGACAAACAGUCCUAUAUUCCCUUUGCUUUUACCAGUGUUUGCUUAGAAAUUAACUUGUCAAUUGGAAAAAAAUUUUUGCAAUAAUCCAGACACACUGAAGAUGAUAAAAAAUAUUUAAUCUCGUGUUUUUGUCUCUUUUUUUCCAAAAUAAGCAACAUACAUCAGAUGCAUUUAAUUUCUCAAACCAGAAAUAUACAUCAUGUUUUCUUUCGCUCUUUCUUUCACCCCUCCUGACCUGCCCACGUGUCAGCUCGUACAGUAUUCCUGUCCUGAAAUGUCAUUGGUCAGAACUGGGUACAUGAAAAUGAUGUCACAGGCAGGCAACGUUGCAGGCGGAAAAAGACAGAUCUUAGAAAAUGAGGCAGGCAUACACCUACUUUACAAUAUCAUCACCAGACCAUCAACAGGCAUACUGUAUAAAAUACAACCAUAAAUUAAUAAGUAGUUAACUAUGUACUGUAUCAUUU
This is a messenger RNA of Xiphias gladius (swordfish), 4236 nucleotides long. It is a transcript of the gene slf1, whose product is annotated as SMC5-SMC6 complex localization factor 1. Bases 234 to 2924 code for a protein of 896 amino acids. The record is from RefSeq and is a predicted model, not a curated record. Gene Ontology annotation, biological process: positive regulation of double-strand break repair. NCBI's taxonomy places the organism in Eukaryota, Metazoa, Chordata, Actinopteri, Istiophoriformes, Xiphiidae. Gene Ontology annotation, molecular function: protein binding. The transcript is spliced from 18 exons.